AUGCCCGUUUCCGAGGCACCUGCUGCGGGGCCUCUGCAUGCGAGGGAGUCGGGCGGCGACGUACCAGGGAGCAUGGGGACGCUCAUCAAGAAGCUCUACCCCCUCUACACUCAGCGUGUGCAGCCGCUGGAGGAGAUGUAUAACUUUCACAUAUUUCGUCCCAGCUGGUAUGAGGAGACGAUCCUCAAUGAGCGCCCUUUUGUGACGCUUUUUGGUCCGUGGUCGGCUGGCAAGACCACCUUCAUCAACUACCUCUUGCAGAGCAACGCCUUGUGGACUGGGCCGCAGCCGACAACGGCAGAGUUCACGGUGAUGAUGUACGGCAAAGAGCCAGGCCCGAUUGACGGCCAGGCGCUGGUCAACUCGAAGUAUCUGCCGUUCAAGGGCCUGCUAGAUUUUGGUGAGUCGUUCAUCAACAACCUCAAGGGCUUCCAGGAACCCCAUUCACUUCUGGAGCGGGUCACGCUCAUCGAUAGUCCUGGUGUGCUAGAGAGCGCUAAGGACAUUCACCAGCGCAAGUACGACUACGUAAAGGUGUGUCGUUGGUUUGCAGAGCGAAGUGACUUGAUCUUAGUCUUUUUCGACCCCAGCAAACUUGACGCCGGCGCGGAGCUUCGCCAGCUCUUUCAAACCUCGUUUAAAGGGAUUGAGAAUCGCCUCCGCCUCGUGCUGAACAAGGCUGAUACCAUCUCCACCCAGGAGCUCAUGCGUGUCUACGGCAGUUUGUUCUGGAACUUAUCGAACUUCAUCAACACAACGGAGCCGCCGCGUGUCUACGUUGGGAGCUUUUGGGAUAAACCGUACAACUCAAACUCAUUCUCACUUCUCUUCGCGGAGGAGAAGGUGGACCUGCUGCAGGAGUUGGUGGAGAUAAUCCCGCAGCAGGCCAAGGACAAGAAGGUUGCGUCGCUCAUUCGGCGAGCCAAGGAGGUGCUCGUGCACGCCGUCAUCAUUGGCGGCAUCCGGACCGACCUGCCGGCGAUCUUCGGUAAGUCCAAGGCGAAGAGGAAGGCUGUGGAGCAGCUGCCAAGGCGCUACGAACUCAUCGGCGCUCGCUACAAGAUGAACCACCGCGACUUCCCGCCGGUGCAGGCGUACAAGGCCUUUUUGGAGCGCUUCGACGCAGAGAAAUUCCCGCCGCUGAAGAAGCCAGAGAAGGCUGGUCUUAUCCGCGGUAUUCAAGAGCUCAUUGACACGAUCCUACCAGCCAUGCUUCGACCGGUACGCGACAUCCGUGCCGCGAAUCCAUUUCAUGAGGAUGAGCGGGCGGGUUUGCUCAACAUGUACCGUGAUCGUGUGCUCUCGCAGUAUGAUGGGCGGCGUGACAUGCAGGGCAGCCCCGACAACGUUGACUCCACCAAGCGCCGGUAUCUCUCCAACUCGGCAGCUCAGGGCCCGUCACCGAGUGUUACUGCCGCCCCCGCAUCGAACCCGUCGUCCCUAUUCGGCCCUAGCACCGUCGUUACAGCACUUUCCGCAUCGCCAUCCUUCACAGGGCCGCCAUCCCUCACAAUGGCUGCUUCGUCCACGGCGGCCACCACUGCACCGCAGCCACAGACCUCCGCGGCGACGAUGCCGUCAUUAGCUGAUAUGCAAUCAAUGAUGACGAUGAUGCAGCAGCUGUUGGCAAAUCGUCAGCAGCAAGACCAACUGCACAGCAGUGCAGCUGCGACCACCAUCUCGCACGGGAGAGCAUUCUCAUCGACCCCACAGCCACCAGCAAAUCCUGCCGAGUCCUCCCUCCCGCCAUCCCCCCAAGAGUCGGCCUUUGACAACGAACUUUGCCCACCGACGGUGAUGUCUCCACUCGGCGCGCCUCCCUACCGCGCUCCCGAGAUGAACACAUGGACUGGCGGGGAUGUGUUGAAGCAACUGCAGUGA
This is a messenger RNA of Leishmania braziliensis MHOM/BR/75/M2904, 1881 nucleotides long. RefSeq names its product putative sarcoplasmic reticulum glycoprotein. The record is from RefSeq and is a predicted model, not a curated record. Lineage: Eukaryota; Euglenozoa; Kinetoplastea; Trypanosomatida; Trypanosomatidae. The transcript has a single exon. The coding region runs from base 1 to 1881 and encodes 626 amino acids. Gene Ontology annotation, molecular function: GTP binding.